AUGGUCCAAAACAACCUCACACGCGAAACUUUGGUUGAUCGUGCCGACGAUCUGUCUUUCCCUAAAAGUGUUGUUGACUACAUGCAGGGUAACAUAGGCCAACCUCCAUACGGGUUCCCAGAACCUCUACGAACAAAGGUGAAAGGAAGAGCUGGUGAAAGCUUGCCUCCUAUGGAUUUCGAGAAAGUGAAGAAAGAGUUGGAAGCCAGACACGAAAGGCCUUUGAGAGAACAAGACGUUAUGUCUUACGCCAUGUUCCCCUCGGUCUUUGAAGAAUUCGAACAGUUCCGAGCCGCCUAUGGGCCUGUUGACAAAUUACCUACUAGAAUCUUUUUCACAGGACUGGAUAUUGCCGAAGAAGUUGACGUUGAAAUCGAAAAAGGAAAAACGCUUGCUAUUCAACUUCUGGCCGAAGGUAAACUGAACGUAAAGGGUGAACGUGAAGUAUUUUUCUAUCUGAACGGUCAAAUGAGAAGUAUAUUCGUUCAAGAUAAGGAAGCUUCAAAG
Molecule: messenger RNA, 507 nt
Organism: Ostertagia ostertagi
Lineage: Eukaryota; Metazoa; Nematoda; Chromadorea; Rhabditida; Trichostrongylidae
Source: the annotation of a GenBank genome assembly